AUGAAGGAAUUCAUCGCAGAAAUUGUUAGCAUUGGCCGCCUUCAGAAUCAAAAUCUCGUACACUUACUUGGCUAUUGCAGGCGUCAUGGUGAGCUCCUGUUAGUGUAUGAGUACAUGCCCAAAGGAAGCCUCGAUAAGUACUUGUAUGGUGAAGUGGACAACAACUCCACAUUAAGUUGGGAUCAAAGGUUUUGGAUCAUCAGGGGCAUUGCAUCUGCAUUGAUUUAUCUCCACGAGGAGUGGGAGAAAGUAGUUGUCCACCGAGACAUCAAGGCAAGCAAUGUGCUCCUUGAUGAUGAGUUGAAUGCCCGGUUGGGUGAUUUCGGUCUAGCAAGGUUGUAUGAUCGUGGUGUUGAGCAAGAAACUACUCGUGUUGUUGGCACCAUUGGCUACCUUGCUCCAGAGCUAGCACGCACGGGCAAGGGUACUCCUCUUACCGAUGUAUUUGCAUUUGGUAUAUUUGUUCUAGAGGUCACUUGUGGCCAAAGACCUAUCAUGCAAAGCACACAAGAUAAGCAGGUCAUGUUGGUUGAUUGGGUGCUUGAGCACGCGCAACACGGAUCACUUGCUGAUGCAAUAGAUGUGAGGCUUAAAGGGGACUACAAUGUCGAAGAGGCAUAUCUGGCGCUGAAGCUAGGACUACUGUGCUCACACCCAUUUGCAUGUGCAAGGCCUAGCAUGCGGCAAGUGAUCCAAUACCUAGAUGGGCAUAUCGAACCACCAGAGCUACCAGCACACCAGAGCUUCCAAGCACUGGCCUUGAUGCAAAAUGAAGGGUUCGAUUCAUACAUCAUGUCAUAUCCUUCAUCAACGAGUGCAGGCACAAUAUCAAGCAGUUCAGGAGGAAGAUGA
Messenger RNA from Triticum turgidum subsp. durum (durum wheat), 852 nucleotides. NCBI's taxonomy places the organism in Eukaryota, Viridiplantae, Streptophyta, Magnoliopsida, Poales, Poaceae. The record is from the annotation of a GenBank genome assembly.